Canis lupus familiaris (dog) is the source of this 5335-nucleotide messenger RNA. RefSeq names its product ArfGAP with RhoGAP domain, ankyrin repeat and PH domain 3 (gene ARAP3). Gene Ontology annotation, cellular component: ruffle. Gene Ontology annotation, biological process: signal transduction; positive regulation of GTPase activity. Gene Ontology annotation, molecular function: GTPase activator activity; protein binding; phosphatidylinositol-3,4,5-trisphosphate binding. The record is from RefSeq and is a predicted model, not a curated record. Lineage: Eukaryota; Metazoa; Chordata; Mammalia; Carnivora; Canidae.
AUUGCUGGCCACUGGUCAUUUUUCUUUCGAGGAAGACUGGAGUCUGGUACCUACCCCCUGUCUAGGCCUCAGACUUUGGGACAGGGAGGGGGAAUCUCAGCCUGAGCCCUCCCUUCACCCUGCCGCUCCCCCCAGCAAUGGCCUGAGCCCCCAUGGCUGCCCCUCAGGACCUGGACAUCGCUGUGUGGCUGGCCACGGUGCACCUGGAGCAGUAUGCAGACUCAUUCCGGCAGCAUGGCCUGGCUACGGCAGGUGCAGCCCGAGGCCUGGGCCACGAGGAGCUGAGGCAGUUGGGCAUCAGCGCCACAGGUCACCGGAAACGCAUUCUGCGCCUGCUGCAGGCAGGUGCUACAGAGGGCUCCCUGGAUCCCCAGUCAGACAGUGCCAUGGAGCCAUCCCCCAGCCUAGCUCCCCAAGCCCAGCCCCCCAAGCCUGUGCCUAAACCCAGGACAGUAUUUGGUGGGCUCAGUGGCCCUACCACCACCCAAUGGCCUGGAGUGAGCCCAGCCCUCUGGAGGCCAGAAGUGUCCAGGAGCCCAGAGUCCAGCCCGAAGUCUCCUCCUCUCUCCACCUCCUCCUCUGAGCAGACUGCAGCCUUGAAUACUAUGGAGAUGAUGCCUAAUGCCAUCUACUUUGGUCUGGAUUUAAGAGGCGGGGUACAGAUGACUCAGAACACGGCCCCAGACAGUUCCCAGGCAGCUGCCCCCACCCCUGCCCUCAGGCCCACAACAGGCACAGUGCACAUCAUGGACCCUGGUUGCCUGUACUAUGGUGUCCAGCCUGCGGGGGUCCCAGGGCCACUCGAGAGAAGAGAAGGCAGAGGUGUCUCUCAGGACAGGGCUGAACACAGGCUCAGCAGGCAGGAUCUGGAGGUGCGGGAGGACGCUGGCUAUGCUAGCCUCGAGCUGCCUGGGGAUUCCACCCUCUCACUGCCCACCCUCGACGUGGAGACCAAUGAUGACCUCAUUUCACCCUAUGCCAGCUUCUCCUCCACAGCAGACCGCCCCACGCCCCUUCUCAGUGGCUGGCUAGACAAGCUCUCCCCUCAGGGAAACUACGUUUUCCAGAGGCGGUUUGUGCAGUUCAAUGGGAGGAGUCUGAUGUACUUUGGCAGUGAUAAGGAUCCCUUCCCCAAGGGUGUGAUCCCUCUGACAGCCAUUGAGAUGACCCGCAGCAGCAAGGACAACAAAUUCCAGGUCAUCACUGGCCAGAGGGUGUUUGUAUUUCGCACAGAGAGCGAGGCCCAGCGGGACACGUGGUGCUCCACGCUUCAAUCCUGCCUGAGGGAGCAGCGCCUCCUGGGCCACCCCCGGCCUCCUCAGCCACCCCGACCCCUCCGCACAGGCAUGCUGGAGCUUCGCGGACACAAGGCCAAGGUUUUUGCUGCUUUGAGCCCUGGAGAGUUGGCACUGUACAAGAGUGAGCAGGCCUUUUCUUUGGGCAUCGGGAUCUGCUUCAUUGAACUGCAAGGCUGCAGUGUCCGGGAAACAAAGAGUCGCAGCUUUGAUCUGCUCACACCCCAUCGCUGCUUCAGCUUCACAGCCGAGUCUGGGGGGGCUCGGCAGAGCUGGGCGGCCGCUCUGCAGGAAGCCGUAACUGAGACCCUGUCUGACUACGAGGUGGCCGAGAAAAUCUGGUCCAAUCGGGCAAACCGGCACUGUGCGGACUGCGGGGCCUCCCGCCCAGACUGGGCUGCUGUCAACCUGGGGGUGGUCAUCUGCAAGCAGUGUGCAGGUCAGCACCGGGCCCUGGGUUCUGGGAUCUCCAAGGUACAGAGCCUGAAGCUGGACACAAGUGUCUGGAGUAAUGAGAUAGUGCAGUUGUUCAUUGUCCUGGGAAAUGAUCGUGCCAACCGCUUCUGGGCAGGGGCACUACCCAUAGGUGAGGGGGUGCAUCCAGAUACAAGCCCUGGCCCCCGGGGAGAGUUUAUCUCCCGGAAGUACCGACUGGGUCUCUUCCGGAAGCCCCACCCUCAGUAUCCAGAUCACAGCCGGCUUCUCCAGGCACUGUGUGCAGCUGUGGCAGGACCCAACCUGCUGAAGAACAUGACCCAGCUCCUCUGUGUUGAGGCCACUGAGGGUGAUGAGCCCUGGUCCCCCUCAGCCUUGGAUGGCAGCUUCCCUGGUCUCCUAAUCCCAGACCCUUCCCCUGGUGUGUACAAUGAGGUGGUGGUACCUGCCACCUACAGCAGCUUCCUGUACUGUGGUCCCAUCAGCAACAAAGCUGGACCCCCUCCUCCUCGGAGGGGCCGGGAUGCUCCACCCAGACUGUGGUGUGUGCUGAGAGCGGCUCUGGAAAUGUUUGUGUCGGAAAGCAGUCCUGAACCCCUCAGCCUCAUCCAGCCCCAGGAUGUUGUAUGUUUGGGUGUGAGUCCCCCACCCACUGACCCAGGUGACCUUGACAGGUUCCCCUUUUCCUUUGAGCUCAUCCUCACAGGGGGGAGGAUCCAGCAUUUUGGCACAGAUGGAGCUGACAGUCUGGAGGCCUGGACCAGUGCUGUGGGCAAGUGGUUCUCCCCGUUGAGCUGUCACCAGCUGUUGGGCCCUGGGCUGCUGCGGCUGGGCCGCCUGUGGCUGCGCUCUCCCACCCAUUCAGCGCUGGCCCCCAGCCUCUGGCUGUCAGGGUUUGGACUUCUUCGUGGUGACCACCUCUUCCUGUGUCCAGCACCGGGCCCUGGCCCUCCAGCCCCUGAGGACAUGGUGCAUCUGCGGCGGCUACAGGAAAUCAGUGUGGUAUCAGCAGCUGACACCCCAGACAAGAAGGAGCAUUUGGUCCUGGUGGAGACAGGAAGGACCCUGUAUCUGCAGGGGGAGGGCCGGCUGGAUUUCUCAGCAUGGAACACAGCCAUUGAGGGGGCAGCUGGCGGGGGCGGCACAGGGCUGCAGGAGCAGCAGAUGAGCCGGGGUGACAUCCCCAUCAUCGUGGAUGCCUGCAUCAGUUUUGUCACUCAGCACGGGCUCCAGCUGGAGGGCAUAUACCGGAAAGGGGGUGCCCGUGCCCGUAGCCUUCGGCUCCUGGCUGUCCGGCGGGAUGCCCGCUCAGUGAAGCUCCGGCCAGGAGAGCACUUUGUGGAAGAUGUCACCGAUACACUCAAACUCUUUCGAGAGCUUGAUGACCCUGUGACCUCUGCACGGUUGUUGCCUCGCUGGAGGGAGGCUGCUGAGCUACCCCAGAAGAAUCAGCGCCUAGAGAAAUACAAAGAAGUGAUUGGCUGCCUGCCACAGGUCAACCGCCGCACACUGGCUACCCUCAUUGGGCAUCUUUAUCGGGUGCAGAAGUGUGCCUCUCUAAACCAGAUGUGCACGCGGAACCUGGCCCUGCUCUUUGCACCCAGUGUGUUCCAGACGGAUGGGCGGGGGGAACAUGAGGUGCGGGUGCUACAGGAACUCAUCGAUGACUACGUCUCCGUCUUUGAUAUUGACUCUGACCAGGUAGCUCAGAUUGACUUGGAAGUCAGUCUUAUCACCACCUGGAAGGAUGUACAGCUGUCCCAGGCUGGAGACCUCAUCAUGGAGGUUUAUAUAGAACAGCAGCUGCCAGACAACUGUGUCACCCUAAAGGUGUCUCCAACACUGACUGCUGAGGAGCUGACCAACCAGGUUUUGGAGAUGCGGGGGACAGAGGCUGGGAUGGACUUGUGGGUGACGUUUGAGAUUCGUGAGCACGGAGAGCUUGAGCGGCCACUGCACCCCAAGGAAAGGGUCCUAGAGCAGGCGCUUCAAUGGUGCCAGCUUCCAGAGCCCUGCUCAGCUUCCUUGCUCUUGAGAAAAGUCUCCUUGGCCCAGGCCGGCUGCCUCUUCACAGGUAUCCGGCGUGAGAGCCCAAGGGUGGGUCUGUUGCGGUGUCGGGAGGAGCCGCCCCGCUUAUUGGGAAACCGCUUCCAGGAGAGGUUCUUUCUCCUGCGUGGCCGCUGCUUGCUGCUACUCAAGGAAAAGAAGAGCUCUAAACCAGAACGGGAGUGGCCUUUGGAAGGUUCCAAGGUCUAUCUGGGAAUCCGAAAGAAGUUAAAGCCUCCUACACCGUGGGGCUUCACAUUGAUACUGGAGAAGAUGCACCUCUGCCUGUCAUGCACUGACGAAGAUGAGAUGUGGGACUGGACCACCAGCAUUCUCAAAGCCCAGCACGAUGACCAGCAGCCAGUGGUCUUACGACGCCAUUCCUCCUCUGACCUCGCCCGUCAGAAGUUUGGCACCAUGCCUUUGCUGCCUAUCAGAGGAGAUGACAGUGGGGCCACCCUCCUCUCUGCCAAUCAGACCCUGCGGCGACUUCACAACCGGAGGACCCUGUCCAUGUUCUUUCCCAUGAAGUCAUCCCAGGGGUCUGUGGAGGAGCAAGAGGAACUGGAGGAGCCUGUCUAUGAGGAGCCAGUGUAUGAGGAAGUGGGAGCCUUCCCUGAACUGACCAAGGACACCUCUACUUCCUUCUCCAUGAUGAGAGAAAAGACAGCCAACCCAGAGACCCCCCUCACCAGCCAGAGGUCCUUUGACAAACCCCUUUUCCCCAAGGCAGGUGGCCCAGGCCCAGAGGAGAGGCCACCUGAGCCCCCUCCAGGUCCCCCUUCAAAGAGCAGCCCCCAGGCACAUGGGUCCCUGGAGGAACAGCUGCUCCAGGAGCUUAGCAGCCUCAUCCUGAGGAAAGGAGAAACCACCAUAGGCCUGGGCAGCCCCUCCCAGCCCUCCAGCCCUCAAUCUCCGAACCCCAAUGGCCUUCUGACACAGACACCUGGCUUCCCCACCCAACCUUCUAGUUCGCCCUCCAGCCAGCCCCUCACAUGACCCUAAGACGAGUAGUCUAAAGGGGUAGAUAGCCCGAGGACCCAAAUUCUCACCAUGGCAGACACUGCUGGGAGCCUCCUCUGUUCUGGCUGGAAAGACUCUAAAAUCCAGUGUGGUGCUAUGGAAAGAGCACAGGACUGAGGGCUCUGGACUCUCCUGCCCAGAGAGGGUCAGGUUAUGGCCCCUCAUUGAACCUCCACUCAUUUAUAUGUACCAUGAAGUCACUGAAUUAAGGAGAGCAGUGAACAUCAAACUGUUUCUUAGAGCUGUAAGCCCCACAUAAUUUCCCUCAACAAGGGCAACUCCUGCUUUAUAUAUUUGAUAUGUAGGUGUUCAGUGAGAGAUUUGGGGUUUGAAAAGAACGAUUUUCCUGCAUUAAAGAAAAAAAAGGAUUUGGAAGCCCGAGAGCUGAAUGAUUUCCAAGUCUGUCCUACCCCACCUCCUACACUUGGGAACUACACUGAAGACCUAGAGUAGGGUGGUUGAUUGGGGUUGGGAGCUGGUGCGAAGAGAAGCAAAAAAGGUUGUGUCACUGUUAAUAAAUCUUGGAACCAAAAGGC